AUAAAAUAUUCAAAAUUCAAGCCUAAAUUUCAUAUUGAUUAAGGAGAAAAGGAAGAUCUUAAAUAAUAAAAUUUAGGAAUCUGAAGAACCACUAUAAUAGAAGUAGGAUAUUAAAAUUAAGAGCUAUGUUAAUUAGGGCAAGUAUGAGGAGGAAUUAAAAAUUGAUAACAAAUAUAAAGGAGAGUAAGCUACAAUAACAAAAUGAUAAGAAAUUUAUAAAUAGGUUGUAAACAAUCAGAAGUAUGUAGGCUAAUGGUUGAAAAAUAUGAAAAAGUAAUAUACCAUACAAAAUAAACAAUCUAUAUUAAAAAUUGUAUAAUAGCAAAAGUUAUUACAUGUCGUAGGAUUAAACUAAGACUAAGGAACCUGAUGGUAUUCUGAUGGAUCUAAGUAUUGAAAAGAUAAACAAAUUGAAUAAGGG
This is a messenger RNA of Paramecium octaurelia, 421 nucleotides long. NCBI's taxonomy places the organism in Eukaryota, Ciliophora, Oligohymenophorea, Peniculida, Parameciidae. The record is from the annotation of a GenBank genome assembly.